AUGAAAUACAGUCCGAGCAAAACGCUGGAGCGUCGUGCCCAUACUCAGUCGUCGCCGUCAACUUGUGGGAGGUCUGCAGCAAUGCUGUUCAAAGUGCAAUACAAAGGGAAGAAGAAGUACAUCAAACUAAAUGGAGCCUCACACUCGGACUUUCUCAAGGAGGCUAAAAUGAAGUUCAGUAUACCCACUGAAAAAGAUACAUAUGUGCUGGAUGACACUGGAACAGAGGUCGAUGAAGAGGUCUUCAGUGACAUUCUGGAGGAAAAAACCGACAUCCUGUGGACCAUUGUUGACACUCUUUCAGUUACUGGUGACUCGUCUGCAUCUUCAUGCACAGACACCUUGUCACUAUCAUCACGCUCAUCAGAGAGUGAUACUUUUCUGAUGUCUCCAAAAAGACAUUACGUUGAUGACAUCUUUCUGACGUCUCCAAAAAGACCAUGCAUUGAUGAUGGCAUUCCAAAGUCCCAAAAAAGUCAGCAUAUUGAUGACAGUUCUUCACAGGCCAAAGAGCCUGGAGGGGAGAAAAUACUUAAAGAAUAUGCAACAAAAGGAGAGAUGAAGGAUCGAACACGCCGUGAACUUGUCAACAUUGUUGUCGCUGAUAUGUUGGAAAAGUAUGGAAGAGCUCCGCCAAAGGACAAAAGAACACAAUAUGCAUUGGGGAUUGUGACACUGUUCCCUUCUCUAAAAGAUCCCUACUCGAAAAUGGGCUAUGAGCAUUUCUAUGAUGCAGAUAGCAACGAGGGCUACAUUGCCUGGAAGCUCAAAAACACACAGCGAGAACUCAGCGGCGGCAGUAACAGUGGAGUUCGGAGAAGGAGCUCUCAAACUUCAGACAGCAGUGGACCGGAGUUGGAGAGGGAAGUAACUAAAGAGCAACAGCUGGAGGGAGACCAAUGCUGCGAGGCCGUAUCUCUACUGAAACACAGCACAGACAAAGAACAGAUCUUGAUAAAAAUGAGAGCAACCUUCCAACACAGACAAAAGUUGAUCCAUGAUCCUGAGCGAUGCAGCACAGUGCUUACAGUUUUCCCAAGAUUCCUUGACACAAAAGGCCUUGUUCUACAGGACUUUGAGCUGUUGUUUGGAGCACAGACUUCAUCAAAAUUCUUGGAGAAGUGGGGAACACUCCUGAAGGCGAAAGUAAUCGAGCAAGCCAAAAACCUCAGUAAGACACCCCAGCUUGACUAUCUCAUUCAGUCUGCAGACGAGAACCCUGAUGAGGAUGACGAGGUCCCAUGUUGGGAUAGUGACAUGGCCUCAAUCCUCCUGCUGGUCUACCUCCUGCCACCAAGUGGAAAGAAGGGAGCCGUGAAGAUCAGUAUCCGGGAAGCUGUGGAUCAUGUAGUGAAGUUUCAUAAGGCGGGUCGCAGCCUUCAGGAGCACUCUGGUCCAGCCCAGCGGAAGCAGCCCUACAUCCUGGCCGUUGGCAUGACAAGAAACAACAUCCAUGAAUACUACAUUGCAAUGGAUGGUGAGCUCCUUCCCUGCAAGGCCAAGUCUUCCCUGUCAGCCUUUGAUGAACUUUUCAAGACACAUUAUGUGUUUGGCAUCUCCUAUGACCAGGCCCUAAACAGCAUGUACACAUUUGUGCAAACCACCAUCUACAAUAUCGAUGUAGGGCUUUCUCAUGAAACUCCCAGAGUCAAGGACCUUAGGGCAAAGCUCCUCAACUGAAGUUGUGAUGUACAAAU
Molecule: messenger RNA, 1697 nt
Organism: Scomber scombrus (Atlantic mackerel)
Lineage: Eukaryota; Metazoa; Chordata; Actinopteri; Scombriformes; Scombridae
Exons: 10
Coding region: 1-1680 (559 amino acids)
Biological process (GO): apoptotic process
Source: RefSeq, a predicted model, not a curated record